Mya arenaria is the source of this 2011-nucleotide messenger RNA. RefSeq lists its product as uncharacterized. The record is from RefSeq and is a predicted model, not a curated record. The coding region runs from base 32 to 1732 and encodes 566 amino acids. NCBI's taxonomy places the organism in Eukaryota, Metazoa, Mollusca, Bivalvia, Myida, Myidae. Gene Ontology annotation, molecular function: zinc ion binding. The transcript is spliced from 2 exons.
UUGCGAGUCAUUUUUACAAUCAAGGCUAAAAAUGACUUCUAAAUUUGAAUCAUCCAUUCAGAGGGGUUGUGACUUCAUCCAUGACUUUGCCUGCUCUCCGUGUGAAGAGAACGGAUUUAACACCGAAGCUCACCAUUAUUGUACUCAAUGCACAAAAUAUUACUGCCAAAACUGCGUUUCAAAACAUAACGGAUUAUAUCAGAAGCACGCGGUACUCGGACGGAAGGACGUGAAUAAAUGGGAGGCAGCCCCAGGGGUGGUGGACGACUUGGAGAGAUGUGGGAAGCAUCCCGGGGAGGCACUGAAGCUGGUAUGUGGUGACCAUGACCGGCUGUGCUGUCAUGUGUGCGUCGCCGUGGACCACAGACAAUGCUCCAAAAUCCAUCCCAUUCCAGAUGUAGCAAAAGGUAUUCAGAGAAAUAUUGAGUUUCAACAAAUUCCAAAGAAGAUAGCUGAACUUGAAAAGCAAUUCGGGCUGAUGAAAGAAGCAAGAAUAAAAAAUACGACAUCUCUGAAAAAGACGCGGACAGCCAUUUCUGAUGAAAUUAAAACCAUACGUAAAACGAUCAACGAAAUUCUUGAUAAGAUUGAGAAGGCAACUUUACAGGACUUGGACGGAAUGAUAGCUAAACUUGAAAAUAAUAUAAAGAAAGAUAUCGAAACUUGUGAUAAAAAGACUAUCGAACUGCAAAACAUGAUUGCCGCUUUUCAAACCAAAGCAAAAUCAAGCGAGUCAAAAUCAUAUAUUGCGUACAGAAAGAGCCAGGAUAUGAUGUCACAAGCAAACGAUCAACUUCGUGGCAUAUCAGUCAUUGCGUGUUACAAUGUAACAUUUCAAGCCAAUAACCUUAUAGAAGAACUUUUAUCUGCAGUAAAGACGUUUGGAACGAAUAAAGAACAAACUGUUAUGACCAAACAGCGAGAAGAUCCCCUUUCCGAUUCAAACCACGUCUUCAGUGUUGCAGAGUACAAGGAGUACAACGUGAAGAUGAGUGAUGACAAAUAUCGAUGUGAUAUCAGAGGCGUAUGUGAAUUGCCUAGUGGAGAGUUUGUCAUAGUAGACUAUGACAAUUGUAAAGUGAAGCUACUGGACAAGGAGUACAGGGUGCUCGACCACUGUGAUGUCCCGGGGAAGCCAUGGGACGUGUGCCACAUUGACGGAAAUGAAGUGGCCGUUUGUGUUGAAAGUGAACUUUAUUUCAUUAAUGCUACGAAAGGGAAACUCGUAACUACGAGGAAGUUAAGCUUCACCCAUGUGUGUUAUGCCGCAGCACAUCAUGGUGGCAAGCUUUACAUCUCCUCCUGUACCGCCCUGUACGUCUACACGAUGUCAGGACAGAAGGUGAAGAUGCUGUACGAGGACACGUCUGGGGAAUUCACGGUGCAGAAAUGUGCCAUCAGUAACGACGGGAAAACAAUCUACAUCAUAAACAGCAGUAAACAUCAACUGAUUACCCUAGACAACAACGGUAACAAGCUGGCCUUACUCACUGACCCUGACAUGAGGUACCCUACUGGAGUACACGUGACACCUGCUGGACACGUGUUCGUCUGCUGCUAUGACUCCGACACAGUGCUGCAGGUUGACAAAGACGGGGAGAAGAAGUUGGCCACUCUGGCAAGGGAAGAAAACGGACUGUACAGUCCGUAUGAUUUAUUGUUCAGCAGCAGCACUUCCUCUCUGAUUGUUGGUGGAAUAAAAGACACACUUCUUGUUAUCAAGUUAAAUUAAAACUAAAAACAAUGUUUGAUUUGGUACUAUCGAACUGGGAUCUUUCUUAUUGUUGCAAAGUAUAUUACAGUUUUGUCAUAUAUAAUUGUUUUGUUUAGACCGCUGGCUAUAAGUUAUAUGAUAGGAAUCCAAAAAGCACCUUGUGAAUACUUUUAUUUGAUCAUAUUUGGGACAAUUUAUAUCCCACAAACUAUGUGAAAUAAUAAUAUUAUACAUAUUUUAUUUGAUGAAUGUAGAAAGUUCAAUUUUCGUGUAUAUAUAUAUAUUACCUAUUAACAA